CUAAUGCAAUUACAGCCAUAAUUAAUGUUGACGGCUGUGUUUGUAUGAACUACGAACUGAUGAGCGGAGGUACGACUGUAAAAAAGAUCGCUGGUAGCCGUAGGACAGCCAAAUAUAGGUUCCCACCAACCUAACCACUCCAAUCCAAUUUCCACAAUAUAUAAUCACACUACACUUCCAAACCCUAUCUCUCUCUCUCUCUCUCACGCAUUUUCGGGUCCCUUCUCCAACACGAGAAGCCACGGCGCAAUGGCGGCUGCACCUACCCAUUUCUCCGCUUCCACAACCGCCUCCUCUUCUAAACCCUUAAUGCCUCCUGCUCGAGCGCCGGCUACCUCCUUCGGCUUUCUAUCAUCCUCGUCCCCUUCCCUUAAUCCGCUCCGGGCCUCGUCUCCUUCUUCCUGCUCUGCUCUGGCGGCGUCCACCCCCGCCAUUAAGCCCCCGGCACCCCUGGAUUUCCACACGCCACUCUUCACAAAGGAGAAAAUCAACCUCGCCGGUGACGAUGAGACAUUCCAUGGAUAGAGUAUUUAUGGUUUGGACAACGCUGUUUUAUGUUACUGGUGAAAAUUUUAUUGUUGGAAUUCUUGGUGAGAUAUUGAAAAAGUCAGCUGGACAAAAUUAUGUCCAUAUGCCUAUUUCUUACAUUGUAAGAGGUGGAAGAAACUUGUUUAAGUUGUUGCCAGAUGCAUUCAAGGGUAUAAAGCAGAUUGGAGUCAUUGGUUGGGGCUCACAGGGACCUGCUCAAGCUCAGAACUUAAGAGAUUCUCUUGCUGAAGCAAAAUCUGAAAUUAUUGUCAAGGCAAAUAUUGGUUUGAGGAGAGGAUCAACUUCAUUCGUUGAGGCCCGAGCUGCUGGUUUUACCGAAGAAAAUGGGACCUUGGGAGACAUAUGGGAAACUGUUUCCGGCAGUGAUUUGGUGCUGCUUUUGAUAUCAGAUGCCGCUCAGGCUGAUAACUACGAGAAGGUGUUCUCCCACAUGAAACCAAAUAGCAUACUUGGACUUUCCCAUGGGUUCCUCUUGGGUCAUUUGCAGUCAAUGGGUCUCGACUUCCCCAAAAACAUCAGUGUGAUAGCUGUAUGUCCCAAGGGAAUGGGACCAUCUGUAAGGAGGUUAUAUGUUCAAGGGAAGGAAAUUAAUGGUGCUGGUAUUAAUUCCAGUUUUGCAGUUCACCAGGAUGUUGAUGGGAGAGCUACUGAUGUUGCCCUUGGGUGGUCUGUUGCCCUUGGUUCACCUUUUACUUUUGCCACCACAUUGGAGCAGGAGUACAAGAGUGAUAUCUUUGGGGAGCGAGGCAUUUUGCUUGGCGCUGUGCAUGGUGUUGUGGAAUCCUUAUUCAGAAGGUACACUGAAAAUGGAAUGAGUGAGGAUCUUGCUUACAAGAACACUGUGGAGAGUAUUACCGGAAUCAUAUCGAAGACUAUAUCAACAAAGGGUAUACUGGCUGUCUAUAAUGCAUUAAGUGAAGAUGGAAAGAAAGAAUUUGAGACAGCAUACAGCGCUUCGUAUUAUCCAUGCAUGGAAAUCCUAUACGAGUGCUAUGAAGAUGUAGCCACUGGCAGUGAGAUAAGGAGUGUUGUCUUGGCUGGCCGUCGCUUUUAUGAAAAGGAAGGUUUGCCUGCUUUCCCGAUGGGCAAAAUUGAUCAGACACGGAUGUGGAAAGUUGGGGAAAAAGUUCGAGCGGCACGUCCAGCUGGCGACUUGGGACCUCUUUACCCUUUCACUGCAGGGGUCUUUGUUGCCCUCAUGAUGGCCCAGAUUGAAAUUUUACGGAAAAAGGGGCACUCUUACUCGGAGAUCAUCAAUGAGAGCGUGAUCGAGUCAGUUGAUUCAUUGAACCCGUUCAUGCACGCGCGAGGUGUCUCGUUUAUGGUGGACAACUGCUCUACAACGGCUCGGUUGGGAUCAAGAAAGUGGGCCCCAAGAUUCGACUACAUUAUAACUCAGCAGGCUUUGGUUGCAGUGGACAAUUCUGCCCCUAUAAAUCGGGACCUCAUCAGCAACUUCCUCUCGGAUCGCGUGCAUGAGGCCAUUCAAGUAUGUGCUCAGCUAAGGCCCACCGUUGAUAUUUCGGUGCCCCCGGAUGCUGAUUUUGUCCGUCCGGAGCUCAGGCAAACUGCCAACUGACCUCACUACAUUCUGUUUUUUCUUGUACAACUAUGUUGAUGUAAUUUGCUACUUUGGAGUGUACUGAGAUAAUGAUAUAGCGUGGACUUACACACUAGUAGCUUGUCUUCGGCAAUGAAAUGAAAUGAAACAAAAUAAAAUGUGGACUUACACACACUAGUUGGACUUUGAGGUUGUUAGUUUGGUAUUCGUAGAUUGAACUCAAAUCUAUAUCCAUAUAAAAAGUUUAAUAUUUACUUGAAAAGUAACUAAAAUCCUACCAGAAAAUUUAAAACUUACUAAUCUUGGUAAUUUUUUUUUUGAAUCAAU
Striga asiatica is the source of this 2437-nucleotide messenger RNA. Lineage: Eukaryota; Viridiplantae; Streptophyta; Magnoliopsida; Lamiales; Orobanchaceae. The record is from the annotation of a GenBank genome assembly.